Molecule: messenger RNA, 776 nt
Organism: Panicum virgatum (switchgrass)
Lineage: Eukaryota; Viridiplantae; Streptophyta; Magnoliopsida; Poales; Poaceae
Product: mitochondrial pyruvate carrier 1-like
Exons: 5
Coding region: 201-524 (107 amino acids)
Biological process (GO): pyruvate import into mitochondria
Cellular component (GO): mitochondrial inner membrane
Source: RefSeq, a predicted model, not a curated record
GGGCCCCACACAUCCAGAAUACUGAAUACCCAAUACUCCCCAUUCUCCAGCCACUCGUCGCCUCCACUAAAUCCUUGGCAUUCCCCCGUUCUCCACCCAAUUCCUCGCCCUCGCUCGUCGACUCGUCGGCCUCGCCCGCCGCCGCCGUUGACGAAAGCUGCGCCAGGUGAUUUCAGUUGCCGCGGGUAUCGGAUUUCGCCAUGGCGACGGCGCUCAAGUCGUUCCUGAACAGCCCCGUCGGCCCCAAGACCAGCCACUUCUGGGGCCCCGUCGCCAACUGGGGCUUCGUCAUCGCGGGUUUGGUUGACAUGAACAAGCCUCCUGAAAUGAUAUCGGGCAAUAUGACAGCAGUAAUGUGUGUGUAUUCUGGACUCUUUAUGAGGUUUGCAUGGAUGGUACAACCGCGAAAUUACUUGCUUCUGGCAUGCCAUGCUUCUAAUGAAAGCGUUCAGCUGUAUCAGUUAUCUCGUUGGGCUAGAGCUCAGGGGUUCCUGGAGAAGAAAGAGCCGGAGGCCCAGCAGUAAAGAUGGAAUGUAAUGCUGCAAUCACUUGUUCAAUAAGGAAUUUUUUUUCAAAAAGCAUCAAUAAGGAAAUUUUGUUUGUGAAGCAGUGUAGAUAUUGUUCAUUCUGUGACCAUGAAGUUUCUGCAUGCUACACAAUAUACUGUGGAAAUCUCAAUGAUACCUGUGUUACUUCAUUACAAGUUUUCAUUUGUGUUACUUUUGCUGCACAUCUUUUGGAAGGCCUGACCUUUUUCAAUGCGGGAUUGCAGUCUA